This is a messenger RNA of Westerdykella ornata, 2572 nucleotides long. Its product is annotated as ARM repeat-containing protein. The record is from RefSeq and is a predicted model, not a curated record. The transcript is spliced from 2 exons. The coding region runs from base 255 to 2441 and encodes 728 amino acids. NCBI's taxonomy places the organism in Eukaryota, Fungi, Ascomycota, Dothideomycetes, Pleosporales, Sporormiaceae.
AUUUGAACCUCUCGGGGGUACCAAAAUGAUGUGUUAAUGCGGGAUGCGUCUGCUUUGUUCCUUCUCCCCGCCAAUUGACGUUGGGUGAAGCUUUCCGCUUUUAUAAUUAGCACCUGAUUGGCGCGUUUGCCCAUCCAAGGAUCAGAUCAUCAACUGAGGAUCCACAAGCUGAGGUGUAUACCCCGUGAUCAACCUCCAUAUUGCCUUGGGACGAUCUUCAGAGCUUCAUUUUCAUUUACCAAACAUCUACCACGAUGCCAACGGCAGAGGAAGAGCGGGCCAUUGAGCUUGCACAACAAGCAGCUCAAAGCGUCAAAUCACGCCACCUAACUGACGCAGCCCGCUUUCUCCGCGAAGCGACUACUCUAGCACCAGAACUCCCCCAAGUAAAAGCAGGAUGGGCGGCCUUGAAAGAGGAGGAGCAGCGCUCACCACUGAUAGGCAUUUGUAGGGACUGGGCUCGGACUCGGGACGAGGCGGAUGGAGAAAAAGCGCUCAGGUUAGUCAAAGGGCAGGCCCUGUCGAGGAAGAACGCGGAGGAGGCUUUCGAGAUUCUGCUGGCUUUCAAGGGCGAUGACGAUAUCUUGGAUGAGGUUACGGGUGAGUUGCUGGCGAAUCCCGGUGCGCAGUUUGGGCUCGCGAAGGCCAUUGUGGAGCACCCUACCGCGACAUAUUACACGCUUUUCGAAAGAGGAGAUGACAGCGUUGCCGGGUUGCUGAAGACGCUGUUGAACCGCGAUGUGUGGCCUUCCGAGGAGGCGUUUGUGAAAGGCCAUCGGGAUUGCUUUAUGCUUUCGCUGGCCAUGAUGAUGGAGGAGGCGCUGGACCAUCCGGAGCGGGCCAUGAAGGGUGUCGCGAAUCUUCUUGCUGCGCAUGCGGAGCAUCUCAAGGGGAUCAUUGAUGCCGACAGCUUCAAUGUUAUUCUGGAGUCGCUCGAUAUACGUGUUUCGACGGACUUGAGGAGUCAUGCGACUCUCGCGACGGUCAAGCUGAUGGAACUCGCGCCGGAGACUGCACAGGACCUCAUCACCAAGUUUGUCACUUCACGAGUCGAAGAUGCGACUGCGGAUCGUCUAAUCAUUGCUUUCUCGGCAGCUGCUGCUAUAUUCCCCAUCGCGGUGACUGCUGCGGCGGCUCUAUUCCUCACCGACGGAUUCAUCAGCACUCUGGUCCCCCUGGUGCAGAGCAAAAAGAGUCACAAGCUCGAGCAAGCCGCUCUGGAACUCCUCAAUGCAGCCUGCGUUGACAAAGCAUGUCGUGAAGCCAUCACGCGGCAUUGUCAGGAAUGGCUGGAGGGACUGGUAGCGUCUUCCACAGAUAAACACAGAGCCAAUCUCGCAGCCGUCAUUCUCGUGAAGCUGCUACAAGACCAAGAAGAUGCUCCGUCUGGCGCCUCAGCACGCCCAUCAAUCAUGGUACCCGGGAAACCUCAUCACGACGACCUCAUCGAUCGCUUCAGGAACAUGAUCAUCUCUCCGGAAACGCAAUCCAAGCGCGACUCCAUCGAAGGCCUCGCCUUUGCCUCGCUGCGUCCCCAAGUACGCGAAACCCUAGCCAACGACGCCCCCUUCCUCCGCGCCCUGAUCGCCGCCAUGAAGAACCCCUCCAAUCCCCAGGUGCUCUUCGGCGGCCUCUCCAUCUUCGUCAACCUAACUGCCUACCAACCCCUCCAAUCCGAAGAAGAGAAGCGCAUGGCCCAACUGAAAGCCUACGCCAACACGCAAAAGCCCGCCCCGGAGAACCCCUUACUCGACGAACCCCACGCCACCGCUCGCUGCAAACGCGUCCUCGACGCAGGCAUCAUGCCACUCCUCGUCUCCGUCUCCAAGAACGCUUCCCCGGGCGUAUUAACAUCUACCGUACGCAUCAUCUCGUCCCUCUCCCACGCGAAGCCUCACCGUGGGCCCCUCGCCCAACAAGGCGCCAUCAAACUCCUCCUAACCAUCCAGUCGCACAUGACUACAAACUCAUCCUCCAUCCCCUCGACCUCCCUAACCCCAACCCUCACAACAGCCGCCCACGCCCUCGCCCGCAUCCUCAUCACCACAAACCCCACACACAUCUUCACCGCCGCCCUCCCCUCCACCACCGCCAUCCGCCCGCUCGUCUCCCUCCUCAUCCCCGGCGAAAACCCCCCCGCAAACUGGCAACUCCACGCCUUCGAAUCGCUCCUCGCCCUCACCAACCUCGCCUCCCUCGACAACGCGACCCAAAACACCAUCAUCCGCACCGCCUUCGACACCGUCAACGACGACCUGCUGCUCAGCGAGAACACGCUCGUCCGACGAGCCGCCACCCAGCUCAUAUGCAAUUUGAUGGCUGCGCCCGAGGGCAUCGCGAAGUUUGCCGAUCCGGCGGAUAGCCAGGCGCCUAGGCGAUUGUUCGUUUUGCUCGCUAUGGCGGAUUCGAUGGAUGGGGAGACGAGGAUCUUGCUGGAGUAGGAGAGAGAGGUGGUUCGGGUGGAUGGGGGAUUAUAGCGGUUGGGUUUGAGGCGAAUAUGUUUUCAUCACAGCGUUUCAGUGUAUAUUAGUGUACUCCGGAUUUAGGUAGCAUGAUCAUGCACAGCGGUACA